AUGCCGGCGAUGGAUGCGUGCGCGCUCUACGCCAGGCGCCUGGCGCGCGACAGCGACGUCUUCAUGUACAAAGGGGACACACCAUUCUGCAGCAAGGAGUGCCGGCACGAGCAUAUGCAUCUUGAUGCUGUCUCCGCCAGGCAGGCAGCCCGGAGGCUGCAGAGGGUCUCGGCGGGAGCAGAGUCCGGGCGUGCACACCACGGGGUGUCCGUCUCAAGCUAA
This is a messenger RNA of Triticum turgidum subsp. durum (durum wheat), 222 nucleotides long. The record is from the annotation of a GenBank genome assembly. Lineage: Eukaryota; Viridiplantae; Streptophyta; Magnoliopsida; Poales; Poaceae.